This is a messenger RNA of Phragmites australis (common reed), 1554 nucleotides long. RefSeq names its product heptahelical transmembrane protein ADIPOR1-like. Gene Ontology annotation, cellular component: membrane. Gene Ontology annotation, biological process: response to hormone. The record is from RefSeq and is a predicted model, not a curated record. The coding region runs from base 190 to 1311 and encodes 373 amino acids. NCBI's taxonomy places the organism in Eukaryota, Viridiplantae, Streptophyta, Magnoliopsida, Poales, Poaceae. The transcript has 5 exons. Gene Ontology annotation, molecular function: signaling receptor activity.
AUUAGCCUGUGGCCAACGACAAGUGAGCCCUGGAACAACAUAAUGUUGGACAUUUCCGUCUCAGCUUGGGAGCAUCGAUCACAGAUAAAUUCAGCUCCGGGCCUUUAUAACCUUUUUGGCCCUGUGAUAAUUCUGAAGAGAGAAAGAACAGUGGGUAGCUGAGAGAGAGGGAGGGAGGAGAGGGAGGACAUGGCCAUGGAGAGUGAGGAGGGCACUGUGACUAUGAGUGCCCACCAAGAAGCGCCGGCGCCGGCCAUGAAGGGAGGAGAAGGAGGAGGAGGAGGGAGGAAGAGGAGGAGGAAACAGAGGAGGGGAGAAGGAGGGGAGAAGAAGAAGAAGAAGUACGCCCUGGUGAGCUACCACGAGCUGCCGGAGUACAUGAAGGAGAACGAGUUCAUCCUCAACUACUACCGCUCCGAGUGGCCUGUCCUCAAUGCCUUCCUCAGCCUCUUCUCCUGGCACAACGAGACCAUCAACAUCUGGACGCAUCUUCUUGGGUUCGUGCUGUUCUUCGGCCUCACCCUGGUGCAUCUUGGCCAGUACUUCCCCCAGGUGGCUGAUCUGAUAGGGCACCUUUCCUGGCCAAUCGCAAAGGUUGCUGAAAAUGUCUCCAGCAAUAUUGGGGAUGUCUUAUCUGGUGCGGCCUUGUUCAUACAGACGAACCCUGCCCUGGCCUCCUACGGCAUGGCCGUGACGUCGCAGACGACGAGGUGGCCGUUCUUCGUGUUCCUUGCGGGCGCCAUGUUCUGCCUGCUGAGCAGCAGCGCGUGCCACCUGCUGUCGUGCCACUCGCACCGGCUGAACCUGUUCCUGAUCCGCCUAGACUACACGGGCAUCGCGGUGAUGAUCGUGGUGUCCUUCUUCCCGCCCAUCUACUACAUCUUCCAGUGCGACCCGCACUGGCAGGUGGUGUACCUGUCGGCGAUCACGGCCGCGGGGGUGGCGACCGUGUACGCGCUCAUGUCCCCGCGCCUGAGCGCGGCGCGGUACCGCGCCCACCGCGCGCUGUUGUUCGUCGGGAUGGGCCUGUCGGGCGUCGUCCCGGCGGUGCACGCGGUCGCUGUGAACUGGCACGAGCCCCGCCGGAACGUGACGCUGGCGUACGAGGGCGCCAUGGCGGUCUCGUACCUGACGGGCACCGCGUUCUACCUGACGCGGGUGCCGGAAAGGUGGAGUCCCGGGACGUUCGACCUCGCGGGCCACAGCCACCAGAUCUUCCACGGGCUCGUCAUCGCCGGCGCGCUCGCGCACUACGGCGCCGCCAUCGUGUUCCUCAAGGCCCGCGACGAGAUGGGGUGCCCGGCCAAGUGAACGGCAACGCCGGCCAAGCCCGAACGCGUAGAGGCAUCGAGUGAUCGAGGAGUCAAAAGAAAUCGUUUUGGUUUGUGAGGUUCGCUUCUCUAGUGGUUACACUUUUACUUACAGCAGCAGCAGCAAGUGUGCAAUAUUGAUUAAUACCGUCCGGUGAAUGACAGUCAAUUGUUGCUACAGGUUCGAUCUCAAUUUGUACAUAGAAGCUUGAUUAUGAUUGAUUGAUUCUUUGUCUGUUUGACA